GGAAAAUUAAGUGCUUUUAAGCCCCCCAAAUUCUCUUCCUUUCAAUCUUCUUCUCACUUUGUUUCCCCAUUGUAACAGUGCCUAAGUUUAACUCAGAUUUUGGUAUUAAAAUCAGGAAAGUGAAGAAAAAAAUUAAUAUCGAAUGGAUGAAGAAAUGUCAAAUUCAGCACGGCGACUGUCUCUACGAACACGUAAAAUUGCUCCAAAAAUGGCUGCUGCUCUAGCCAGUUCUGAUAAUAGAACUCAGGCUAUGCUGGCACGGCUUGAUGCUUUGGAAAGUGAUAAUGCAGUAGCGGAACCACAACUACUUGAUGAUGAUGAUGAAGCUUCUCUUGACGAUGAGGAUCAAGUGUCCCAUAAGAAGUACCCAAAAGGCACAAAACGGAAAACACGCCAAGCUAAAGCACUUGAAAAUAAGAGAGCCCCCAAAUCAUUCCUUGAGCUCGUGAAUGAGGCAAACCUGGAGUCCUUGCCACCACAUGUGCCAACCUAUUUAAGAGCAGCAGUGGGACCACCAAGUUCCACCUCUCGUCGUCAUUUCUGCACGGUUUGUGGUUUCUCCUCAACCUAUACAUGUGUGCAGUGUGGGAUGCGCUUCUGCUCAAUCAAAUGCAAGACUAUUCACACUGAAACUCGGUGCUUGAAAUUUGUUGCUUGAUUGGAAAGAGGUGAUGUUUUGUUCAGCUUUUAAUAGGUGAUGUCUCUGCCGAGAUCUACAAAUGUUUGAAUGGAGAUAGAAUCUUAAGUGACUCGUCGAAAGAAGAAAAAGGAGAAAGAUGUCAUCUUAAGUGCAAUUUGGCCAUUCUUUUCAGCUUUUGAUAUGCGUGCAUCUACAAAUAUCAAGAAUUAUUUGAAAAUUACUUUCACAGUUAGUAGGCAAGCAAAGUAACCAGAAAUUUGCAUGUUGGCUUGGGGCAAUAAAAGCUUCUAGAUAUGUGGGUAGUCUAUCUAUGCAGAGUUUGCCACUUCUCAAUCAAGCUUGCCAAAGAGCUCUCUUUGCUUUGAGUUUUUGCAUACUUCAUAAUUUUGUUUUUCUGUUCUUAAAACAGGCCUUUACUUACCUUUUGACGGUGUGUUAAUUUGCCUUCCCCUAUAUGCUUUCGC
Messenger RNA from Lycium barbarum (goji berry), 1104 nucleotides. RefSeq names its product SWR1 complex subunit 6. The transcript has 5 exons. Gene Ontology annotation, cellular component: Swr1 complex. Gene Ontology annotation, biological process: chromatin remodeling. The record is from RefSeq and is a predicted model, not a curated record. Lineage: Eukaryota; Viridiplantae; Streptophyta; Magnoliopsida; Solanales; Solanaceae. Gene Ontology annotation, molecular function: nucleosome binding. The coding region runs from base 143 to 658 and encodes 171 amino acids.